AUGAAAGCGCGUAAAGUACUUCAAAGAUACCUGUUGGACGUUGAAUUUUGUUCCAAGCCAUUCUACAAGAAGGCAGUUUACCUGGACUACGAAGGAAUAAAUAUGUUAAAUAUCUUUGGAAGAAGAAUAGAGGAGUCUAAAAUAAAGUGUAAGUCAAAUGCAGCCAGACAAACUAGAGCUCAUCGAAACAGUAUUAUUGCAAUUGAUGUUGCAGAAAUAGCACGAGAGGAUGAGAGGACCACAUUCAUGAUUAAAAAUAUUUCAAACAAAUAUACACAGCGAAUGUUGUUGGAAACCUUCGACGCGACUCACAAAGGGCAAUACGAUUAUAUAUAUUUAAAAAUAGACUUUAACAAUCGCUGCAAUGUGGGGUACGCGUUUGUUAACUUUGUUGAUACCAACGCAGUGCUCUCGUUUAUCAAGAGUCGCGUUGAGAAAACACAUCUUGAUCGAAAAAUUCCGAAACAGCAAGGCGUGAUGAAGGAGGCUUCUUCCCCUACGGAGGCUUGA
This is a messenger RNA of Ambispora gerdemannii, 510 nucleotides long. The record is from the annotation of a GenBank genome assembly. NCBI's taxonomy places the organism in Eukaryota, Fungi, Glomeromycota, Glomeromycetes, Archaeosporales, Ambisporaceae.